Molecule: messenger RNA, 949 nt
Organism: Rhagoletis pomonella (apple maggot)
Lineage: Eukaryota; Metazoa; Arthropoda; Insecta; Diptera; Tephritidae
Exons: 3
Coding region: 368-925 (185 amino acids)
Source: RefSeq, a predicted model, not a curated record
ACGGCCGAGCAAAAGAACAGACUUAUUGUGCGUCCCGGUUUCAGGAAUGCAAAAGUUGGCAGCCCUGCCUACAGUCCAUUGAUACAAUUAGCACUAUAUAUCAAAUUUGUUAGACAUACCUGUAUACAAUUGUACAUAUUUACAUACCUAUGAAUGCCAUGAAGUUCGCUACUCGUGAUAAGAUAAAAGGUAGACUGAGAGGGAAACGUUCGUACAUAUAAACAAAGUGCCUGGGAUUGCAGUGAAGAAAACUUGUUUGAAAUUUUUAUUUUUUCGCAAAGAGCGCAACAUGAGUUGAGCUAUUACUCUAUUCUCCACCGCUUAUUUGAGGCCAAAAUAAACUCAACAUUCAAACUAACAGGUGAGGAUGUACGGACAAAACAAAGCUUUCAUUUUGCUUUUGUGUGCCGCCAGUAGUGCUGUGCUAGGCUUAAAAGUGAAUAACUGCACAGUGUCCAACAAUGCUUCAAUAUCCAGCCCCUUAGUAGAGCCGUGUCCGGCGAAUUCACAAUGCAUGCUGGUUAAUAGUACAUUUAAAUGCAUUUGCCUGCCUAAUUUCCAACAAAAUGCAAUUCCUAUCUCAUUGCCCGACCUGGAACAUGCGUUUAUACCUUAUUGCCUUCUAAAAAAUGUAAGCGACGAAUUGACAAUGCAGCCAGCCGAGGAGCAAUCAAAAAUGAUGUUCUAUAUUCGGUCACCUGCAGAGAUGGAGAAUUUAGUUUUUGCCAUUCUGCUCGUACUACUUGGUGUCAUAUCUGUUGUGGCUAUUGUGUACCUUAUAAAGCUUUUGAGACCUUUGAAAAGGACGAAAGUUGCUUAUGUUAGGCUGAUGCGGCGAAAUAACAAACACCAGCGUUUAGUGGAGGAGGAAGUAUAUGACGGUAUCGCUAUGACUCGACGUGAUGAAAAUGCGCAGUAUUAUUAAAAAUUCCAACACCAUACUCAAGAG